UGGCUCUUGAGAACAUCUCCACCCCACGUCUGAUGACAGAUUUACACGGUGUCACGGGGAAAAUAGAACUCCCUCGUGGACAGAGACAUAUCGCUACUUGUAACCUUCCUGUCAGGAGUGGCUUCUCGGAGCCGUUACCGUUAGCAGAACAGUACUGUGGAGAUAGUGAUGCCGUACUUCAGGCUCAGUACCAACGCAUUGCGUACCAGAAAUACCAAGCGGAAAAAGAGAGGAAAAUAGCGGAAUUCCAACUGAAAGUGAAAGAACGGUUGAGGGUAAUGAAGGUGCGGGAACAACAAGACAUGGUAGACAGAACCCUGCAACUCACUGAGUCUGAGAACCUGUUGAUGAAAAGUGUUGACCCGGUUAAGAAGCCUCCUAUCGUAGCUUCACCUUUUGUGGCCAUCAACUCUCAGGGAACAAAGAGUAGAAUCGCAGCACAAAAACAAGAAACGGACAUGCUGGUUAAAAGCAAUAAGUUAGCAAGAAGUAAGCUGGCUGGGGAGAAGACAGAAGUAGUCACCAUAUCCUGCACAGCCUCAGACAAUGGUGAAAGUGAAAGUGAAAGUGAAAGUGAAGCUGCUGUUGACAGUAGAGAUGGUGAUAAGGAAAAUGCGGUUUCUAGAGCUAAACCCAGUUCCGAGGCCGUGAGGAUACACCGACUGAAGGAAAGCCGGAGAGCGUAUAGUAUUCUAGAGAGACAGCGUAUGAAGGAGAGAGUCAGAGAACUGGAACACAAAGCUGCUGCCAACAAACUGAGACAACAAUCAGAGAGAGAUCGGACUAUUGCGGAGCAGCUCGUUAACCAGGCUAUCAUCAAAUGUAAAGCAGAAUCCCCGGCCAAGGAAGUCUCCUUAGAAAAGCGAAUUCAGCGAACCGUACAGAAAAACAAGAAAAUCUCAUCUCAGAGUGACCGCCUUAUAAAACGGUUGCGGAGUAAGAUAUCAGUGAUGUCCCCCCGACCUCCGUCCCUGUGUCCAUGUGACCCGGACGUUAUGAGCACAGGGCCUGGGUUGUGUGCUACAAACUGUACCUUCAGUGAUAACUCUAAAGCUUUCGCUCACGCUCUGUCUUCCCUCGUUAAUUGUUAUCAGUAGAGUUUCGUUACUUACUAUUAUUAACUGUUACAUAACUUAAUGUUACAUAUUAUAUGAACUAUAGUGGAUACUGGCAGUUGCAUUGUAUGUAUUGUAAAUUGAUUAGAAUUUUAACUGUUUAUACUUACUGUUUAUAUUAGACUUGACCUCUAUAUCUCCAGCAGGACUGGAGUUUAAGUUUAUUUUUCAGAAACGAUCAGAUUAGUAUAAAAAUAUUGUUAAAUAUUUGCAUACCCGGGUUCACGGUAAAUAAUCCAAUUUUUUUAUUCUAUCAACAAAUAUCCCUUAAUUAGCUUAGUUGUUAAUGUUAAAUUAAAUACAGAUAUGUAUCAUAUAUAUAUAUAAUAUUUCGGAGAGAAUACAAUUUACAGUUUAUACAAUAAAAUUCCUUGAUAUUCGUUGUCACUUGUUUUACGGCCAGGUAGCGCAGUUGGUUAGAACGCCUGUCUUACAAUCGUUAGGUUGCGAGUUCGAGACCCACUGACUGCCUGGUCGUGGGGUGAGCGUCGUCGACGUUCAGCUAAGGAUCAUGAGUGGUCUAUGCAGCCCCCCGGUCUACUCAGCCGAAUACUCGAGAAAUCGGGUGUGAGGGUUAAAUGAGGAGCUGCACAUUGCAGCAAAGUCUCGGACGAAGAAA
Messenger RNA from Bolinopsis microptera, 1734 nucleotides. RefSeq names its product coiled-coil domain-containing protein 15-like. The record is from RefSeq and is a predicted model, not a curated record. The coding region runs from base 33 to 1097 and encodes 354 amino acids. Lineage: Eukaryota; Metazoa; Ctenophora; Tentaculata; Lobata; Bolinopsidae. The transcript is spliced from 7 exons. Gene Ontology annotation, cellular component: centrosome.